AUGACUUCUCCAAAUUCUGAUUCGAAUACAUCUUUUCCCAACAACUCUGCCAUCACCAUGAUAAAUGAUUUAAAUGCGAAUUACAGUACUCUCAUUCUUUCAAUAGACACACCACUUUCCCAAACAAAAGAUUUACCUAUUGAAAUCAUUCCAGUUAUUCCAGUCAAACCACUAUCCACCGCUUCAUCUUCCGAAAGCUUAAAAUGCACUACUUUAAUUGGAAGCAAAACACUUUCUGCUGCCAGCUCACUAGAGACUUUAAAAGAAGACAUUCAAAGCAACUAUGCACUGGAAAAACUUUUGACACCAAUUUCAUCUACCAAGUCAAUUCCCAAGCCUUCCUGGAAAAAAUUCUUUCAUGCAAUUUCUCUGUGUGGUGCUGCAUCAUUGGCUGGUUUUUUAUUUGGAUAUGAUACUGGCACGAUCUCAGGUUUUCUAGGUCUAGAUGCUUUUAAGGAACGUUUCGGUGAACUUCUGGUUGAUGGAACUUAUAUCAUUCCUCCAAUUAGGUCUGGUCUUUUUGUUAGUGCUGUGUGCAUGGGCGGUCUUUUUGGUGGGCUCAGUGCCUCAUAUUUCGGUGAAAAAUUUGGUCGAACCUGGAGUGCUAUGGGCUACAGUGUAAUCUACAUUGCCGCUAUUGUUCAGAUGCUCUAUGCAAAAGCUUGGCUACACUACUUUUUCGCUCGCAUAAUGAUGGGCAUCGCAAUCGGAUCUUAUACUUUAAUUGUUCCUAUGCUUAUUUCAGAGAGCUCGCCUAACUUUCUUCGUGAAAUUAACGUGUCAUUAUUUCAACUUUUCAUAACUCUUGGCAUUCUUGCAGGUAAUAUUGCAGUUUUCAAGACUCAUGAUUAUGAGGAUAUUACUUCCUAUACACAUCCAAUUUACGUGGCCCUUGGUGUUGCGGCCACCUUUUUCUUCGUCAUGCUCAAAAUGCCUGAAUCACCUCGCUACUUGCUUGCGCAUAAAAAAAUAAUCAGGGCUAAAAACUCUAUCGCUCGGUUCAUGAAUAUGCGCCCUGAUGACUUGUAUGUUAUUCGCGAGGUAGAAAAUAUUUACAUGGCUGUUCAGGAGGACAAAAAAGCUGGCAACGCUUCUUGGACUGAAUUAGUCACCGGCAAGCCUCGUAUCUUUUAUCGUGUUUUUGUUGGCACCAUGAUUCAAAUUUUUCAGCUUUUCAGCGGCGCAAAUUAUUUUUUCUACUAUGGCACACUUCUCUUCUCACAGAUUGGCGGCUCCAUGGACCAAUUUGCAACACCCAUCAUCUUAAGUGGUGUCAAUGUUGCUUGCACUCUACUUGGUCUUGUUAUUGUUCAUAAAUUUUCUAGACGUUCCGUGCUUAUUACUGGUGCUUUGGGAAUGCUUAUCUCGUUUGUUAUUUUCACUAUUCUUGGUACAUGUUUUUUCCAUCCAGAUCUACUUGUUGAAGGGACUAUUAAUCAGCAAUCUGUCAAUAUUGGCAAGGCCAUGAUCGCUUGUGCUUGUACAUUCAUUCUAUUCUACGCUUCUACAUGGGCCCCGUUGUCUUAUGUUAUAUCUGCUGAACUUUUUCCUCAACGUGUACGCUCCAAGGCCAUGAGUUUGGGCUUUUCCUCCAAUUGGAUUCUCAAUAUUUUUGUCAAUCUCUUCACUCCAUUCAUUGUGAAGAAAAUUGGAUUUUCGAUUGGCUUUAUCUUCUCGGGCUGUCUUUUGGCUGCAACCCUAUUUUCCUUCUUUUGUGUUCAUGAAACUAAAGGUUUGACCUUGGAGCAAACCGAUAUCAUGUAUGCUUCGGGUGUCAGUGCCAUUGAGUCUUCAAUGAAAACUAAAAGGGAGGAGUUUCUCGCUCGCAGCUCAAAAUCAAAUGUGUAA
Messenger RNA from Magnusiomyces paraingens, 1848 nucleotides. RefSeq lists its product as uncharacterized. Bases 1 to 1848 code for a protein of 615 amino acids. Gene Ontology annotation, molecular function: carbohydrate:proton symporter activity. Gene Ontology annotation, biological process: transmembrane transport; carbohydrate transport. The record is from RefSeq and is a predicted model, not a curated record. The transcript has a single exon. Lineage: Eukaryota; Fungi; Ascomycota; Dipodascomycetes; Dipodascales; Dipodascaceae. Gene Ontology annotation, cellular component: plasma membrane.